AUGAGUUGUUGCAGAGUGCAACUUCGAGCUUUCACACCUGAAGAAGAUGAGACAAUCAUUUGGGUUCACGCGAAAGUUGGGAACAAAUGGGGUACCGUAUCCCAAUUAUUGUCCGGUCGAAUGGGUAACGCCAUAAAGAAUUACCGGAACACGACUCUGAAGCGCAAGUGCUUUUCCAUGUCUGAGGAUUCCAAUAACUUUAAGCCUGAGACUCUGCAGUCGUUGAAGAGGUCUUCAAGUGUCGGGUCGAGCAGCAGCAGCUGCUUCACUGCUUGGGCAAUCAGGGCAGAGAACGAAAGAUUCGAAAUGGAGAGGAGUGGAGGAGAGGAGUUGGGCUGCCAACUGGAGACGGGAGAGGAGUAG
This is a messenger RNA of Fraxinus pennsylvanica, 363 nucleotides long. Lineage: Eukaryota; Viridiplantae; Streptophyta; Magnoliopsida; Lamiales; Oleaceae. The record is from the annotation of a GenBank genome assembly.